Molecule: messenger RNA, 1416 nt
Organism: Durio zibethinus
Lineage: Eukaryota; Viridiplantae; Streptophyta; Magnoliopsida; Malvales; Malvaceae
Source: RefSeq, a predicted model, not a curated record
ACCUCAGCAAAGGUGUUGUUCUUAUCUAAAUCUGCAAUGGUCCAUAAGACAAACAUCACAUCCUUCCUGAAAUUUCUCCAUGUCUUUUUUAUAAUUCACGUAUCUAAGACAAGAGGAGCCUAGCUAAAGAAACAAAUAUAUUUGGGAGAAAAGAAAUGUGUCCCUGUAAUGACUAGAAAAAUACGGGGGCAAAUUUAAUUUCGUGUAAGCACCUGUGAAGAAUUAAAUUAAAGUAGAAUAGACCAAGGAAGAGCAAAAUCUUGUCCAUUCGCUGAUUCCUCGCACCUUCCUUUGGUCUAAAAUUCCAAGGAAGGACCCUACAUGCACCCACGAUUCUUCUUUCUUAAAUUCUAGUCUAGAGCCACUUUGUACAAACUUCAGGCCUCAUCAAACACUAUCCCGUCAAGACUCCAGAAACCAACAUGUCAUCCCAUAGAGAAGAAAGGGCCUGGAAGGAAUCCAUGGUUCGAGUCUCACAGUCCCAGAAUGAUCAUCAGCUGCCGUUUAAUGAGAAUGACUCUCAAGACAUGUUCAUCUACCAAGUCUUGAACGAAGCGAACUCUCAUGCCCUGGCAAUCAAUAACUUUCAUCAGUUUCAUGUACCCGCAAGGAACCAAACUGCCGUAACAAACGUGCUUGACCCAGCCAGGACCAUCGCCAAGAAGCACUACAGGGGUGUCAGGCGUCGCCCGUGGGGCAAAUACGCCGCAGAGAUCCGUGACUCCACUCGAAAUGGUGCACGCGUGUGGCUAGGCACAUUCAAAACAGCUGAAGAAGCUGCUUUGGCUUAUGACAGUGCAGCUUUCAGGAUGCGUGGUUCCAAGGCGUUGCUCAAUUUUCCAGCUGAAGUUGUGGCUGCGUCGUCGGUCCAAAUAUUAAGGCCAAACUUAAGCUCAACAAGCUUAGAAAAAACUAAUCUGGAUUUAGGUAGUAGCUCCAGCACGCUUUCAGUUGGGCCAUCAAAAUCAGAAUCAGAAAGCAGCACAACUGGGGAGUCCCAUAAUAAGGGUCAAAAUCAGAUCACUUGGACAAGUCCUUGAAAGUUUUCUAAGACAGGCCUCGAGGAAUCAGAAUCUACCAUUCACCCGGGACCAAAAGUCCCAAAAAAACACUAGGAUUCAGAUGUGUGAAAGUUUUCAUUUUCCCUUUGAUGCUUCAUUUGUGGGGUUACAUUUUCCCUUUUGAUUUUCUGUUUUCCUAAUGGUGUCCUUACCAUUUUUGUAUAUAAAGGAAAUAGUUAGAUCGUCGGUGUCCAAUGCAGAUUGCAACAAGUGCACAAAUGCUAUUUGAAAACGAGUACUUCAAUCUUAUUGUUUUACAACAGGUUUGUCAGUAAGGCGAAAGAUGUAAUUAGAAUGGUGAAGAAAGAGUUGAAUGGAAUUAUUGGAAUAUGAUUGAAAAAAAAUUUAUAUGAAA